Molecule: messenger RNA, 1752 nt
Organism: Salvelinus namaycush (lake trout)
Lineage: Eukaryota; Metazoa; Chordata; Actinopteri; Salmoniformes; Salmonidae
Product: calcitonin gene-related peptide type 1 receptor-like
Exons: 15
Coding region: 1-1752 (583 amino acids)
Biological process (GO): adenylate cyclase-activating G protein-coupled receptor signaling pathway; positive regulation of cytosolic calcium ion concentration; cell surface receptor signaling pathway
Cellular component (GO): axon; plasma membrane
Molecular function (GO): calcitonin receptor activity; amylin receptor activity
Source: RefSeq, a predicted model, not a curated record
AUGAAUGAGUCAACCACGAGCGGAACUGUUGCCGGGGAGUCCAGCUCUGAGCCUGCUAGCCCAGACACAUCUCUCAGGCCUGUCCUGACCAUAAUGGAGGACGAGAGGCAGACCAUGACCGAGGGUCAAUACAAAUGUCUUGAGCUGUUCAGCCGAGACCAGCAGCACAACAUCACAGGUGUGUUCUGUAGUCGUAUGUGGGAUGGCUUGUUAUGUUGGGACGAGACUCCGGUGGGGACCUACGCCACACAGAACUGCCCAGACUACCCCGGCCUGGACACCACUGGAAAAGUGUCAAAAUAUUGUGAUGAAUCUGGUAAUUGGGUCCAAAGUCCCUUCAUUAAUAAGACCUGGUCCAAAUGUCUGACGUUCUCCAAGGAAAAGUUAAAGAAGGUGACUCCUCAUGGUCUGCUAGAGCCCACUGUGGAGACUCCAGUCAGCCCCAGGGCCAGUCAGGAGGAGGAGGAGAGGAAGAAGAUCAUCGACGGUCAAUACAAAUGCUUUGAGAAGAUGAACAGAGACCAGCCAUAUAACAAAUCAGGGCUGUACUGUAACCGGACCUGGGAUGGCUGGCUGUGCUGGGAUGAUACACCAGCUGGGACAGUCACCUGGCAGAACUGCCCCAACUAUUUCCCUGACUUCGACUCCACAGAAAAAGCUACAAAGAUCUGUAGCGAAUCAGGACAGUGGUUCCGCCACCCAGACACCAAUAGGACGUGGUCCAACUACACCCUGUGUAACUUCCACACUACAGGCAAGCUGAAGAUGGCCUAUAUCCUGUACUACAUGGCGAUUGUUGGUCAUGCCUUCUCCAUAACCUCCCUCCUGAUCUCUCUGGCCAUAUUCUUCUACUUCAGGAACUUGAGCUGCCAAAGGAUCACGCUUCAUAAGAACCUCUUUGUUUCCUAUGUCCUCAACUCCGCCCUAACCCUCAUCUACCUCAUAGCAGUGGUCAACAACCCAGAUGUAGUGGGAAGAAAUCCAGUUGGCUGUAAGGUGUUGCACUUCUUCCACAUGUACAUGCUGGGCUGUAACUACUUCUGGAUGCUGUGUGAGGGGAUCUACCUGCACACGCUCAUUGUGGUGGCUGUGUUCGCCGAGGAGCAGCACCUACACUGGUACUACCUCCUAGGCUGGGGGUUUCCCUUAGUGCCUGCAUCCAUUCACGCUGUGGCGAGGAAGAAGUAUUUUGAUGACAACUGCUGGAUGAGUGUUGAGACCCACCUGCUCUACGUGGUCCACGGUCCCAUCAUGGCAGCGCUGCUCGUAAAUCUGUUCUUCUUGCUAAACAUCGUGAGGGUGCUGGUUACUAAGCUGAGGGACACCCACCGGGCAGAGUCUAACAUGUACAUGAAGGCAGUGAGAGCUACCCUGAUCCUGGUCCCUCUCCUGGGCAUCCAGUUUGUCAUCUUCCCCUGGAGGCCAGAGAACCGCCUGGCGGGGGAGGUCUACGACUACAUCAUGCAUAUAUUAAUGCAUUACCAGGGGUUACUAGUGGCAACGAUAUUUUGCUUUUUCAAUGGCGAGGUGCAGGCGGCUCUGAAGCGACAAUGGAUUCAGCACAAGGCCCAGUGGGGUCAGAGACGGAGGGACCACUGCUCCAUGCGCUCUACCUCCUACACCGCCACAUCCAUCACUGAGGUGCCCGCCUUCAUGUACCACCACGACUGCAACAGUGAACACUUAAACGGCAGACACACCUCUGAGGACUCUGAGCUGGUGGCUCUUAAGACAGGGGAGACGUACGCCUGA